This is a messenger RNA of Paramuricea clavata, 14376 nucleotides long. The record is from the annotation of a GenBank genome assembly. NCBI's taxonomy places the organism in Eukaryota, Metazoa, Cnidaria, Anthozoa, Malacalcyonacea, Plexauridae.
AUGAUCCUGAAUGCCAUUGACAAGAAACAGCUAAUUGCGAUUGUAUUACUCGACAUGAGCAAAGCAUUCGAUAGCAUAGAUACCACGACUCUGAUUACUAAGUUAGAAGAUGUUGGCGCGUCUUGUCAGGCGAUUCAAUGGUUCCAAAGCUACCUAACAUCCAGGUAUCAAGUAGUAAGAAUACAAACAACCUUAUCCGACCCUUUAGAGGUAAAGAGUGGAGUACAUCAGGGAAGUAUACUUGGGCCACUUCUGUUUAGUAUUUAUGUGAACGAUUUGCCAUCAGUUCCACAACAAUGUUCUCCCUAUUCCUAUGUCGAUGACACAAAACUCCUAAUGUCGUUUUCUCUGCAACACCAACAAAGAGCUGUCUCAGAAAUAAAUCAAGAUCUCUUGAGAAUACGUAAUUGGUGUUUUGAUAACAAGUUACUGUUAAACCCAGGAAAAACUAAGGCCAUGAUAUGCGGUAGCAGACAGAUGAGAGCAAAACUUCCUAAUUUUCGCCUCUCACUUCUCGGUAAAGAAAUCAUUCCUGUAACAAGCGCCAAAGAUCUCGGCGUAAUCUUGGACUCUGGUAUGACGUUCGACAGCCAUGUACAAGCCACUAUCUCCUCAUGUAUGUCUCGUUUAGGUCAAAUAAACCGUGUGAAACAUUGCUUUGACAAACACACAUUAACAAUUAUUAUUAACUUUCUAGUUUUUUCAAAAUUAUAUUAUUGCUCUACAGUCUGGAGCAACACUUCUCAAACAAAUUUAAAUAAGGUACAGGUAGUGCAGAACUUUGCAUGUCGAAUAGUUAGCGGAGUUGGCAAAUACGAUCAUGUCACACCAAUCCUGCAAGAACUAAAGUGGCUUCCUGUUCGACAGUAUUUAUAUUUUCGUGAUGCAGUCAUGGCAUUUAAAUGCAUGACAGGAAACGCACCUGCAUACCUAACUGAACAGUUUGUGAGACGAGGUGACAUUUCAUCUCGCGUUACUAGGAACUCGAGCAUGAUUGAAACUCCUUUACACAGAACAGCAACCGGGCAACGAUCUUUCAAAUUCAGAAUGGCCACAAUUUGGAAUUCGUUAAAACCAGAACUUAGGGCCUGCGAAACAACGAAAGACUUUAAACAUAUUUUAAAACAGAGACUUGUAGAAACAUUUAAAUUUAGGACCAAUCUUAAGACAUUUUGAUGUAAAUAGCAUAUAUAUUUGUGUAGUACUACCAAGUGUGUGUGUGUGUGUGUGUGUGUGUGUGUGUGUGUUGUGUGUGACUGUGUGUUGUUAUGUGUGUCUCUCUAUUAUUACAGUGUAUAAAAAUUUAGAUCAAUUAUGUAAAAUUUCGCUGAAAAGCCUUUUAAGGGAUGUGAAAUUAAAAUACAAUAACAAUAACAAUAUUAUAAACGUAUUAACGAUUGAGAAACAGAAUAUAGAAAAGGGAAUGGUAUCGAACAAUACUUCUACAAACACCAUCAACAUUAAUACUUUCAAUCGAGUGAGAUGCAACCGAAAAAUACAUUUUGAAGUGUGUAUAAAUACUAUAAUAUAAAUUAUAUAAGAUUGGCAGUUUUAAGGUAAAUUAUUAACUGUGUCCGAUUGAGUCUGUGAAGCAUGGGUUGGUAUUGAACUCUCGUUAAAUUGAAGGCUUGAAUGUGACCAUUUCUGAAGUUAUAAUACCGAAAAAAACUUGUGUUGUGUUUCAGCCAGGCUUGUUAAAAUGCCAAAAUUGUAUGCAUCUAAUAAUUAUUAGUAUUUAUACAUGUUAUAUGAUUAUGAUCUAUAUUAUAUUUUGACCAAUUUAUUUCAAUUUUAAAUAAUAUUAAAAGAUUAGGGGUUUAUAGAGAUAUGUAUAGGCCCUUUCUAAAUUGUUUUCAUAAUUUUCUGAGAAUGUGAUAUAUAUGAUCUCUAUAAUAUUAUAUAUUUUAGCUUCAUUUUAAACCGGGCAGAUAUGCAAAGCGAUCUGAGUCGAUGUUCAACAUAUCAAAGUAUGACUUGGAAAAUAGCCAUGGGCCUUUCAAGGAACUUGUUGGAAUGGGGACCGAACAAUUAUGGGUAGAAAAGUGUAACAUACAUCUUGCUGAACUGGCCAAAAUAGUUUCUGAUGCUACAGUCACUACUAUUGAAAACGGACAAGAUGAUGAACGUAUCUCUGGUACAGUGGACCGUACUGAUACUGUUGUUGAUAUUGAACUCACUGAAGCUGCUAGCGGUAGUGAGAAGCGCAAAGCCACCGAGGAGCUCAUUGAACAGUUGACGGUGCCAUCAAAGAGAAAUUGUAAUGAAAAUAAACCCAAAGAUGAUUUUCAAGCACAUGUAGAAAAUUGUCGCAUUGGUAAGUUACAUGUACUGUAUUUUGGGUUUUAUUUACGGUGUUUCACAAUAUUGAUGGUUUGCAAUCAAUCUCAUGAUAAUGGUGUCCGUCUGAUGUCGGCUGGAUCUGACAACAGCAAUUAUAACAUACACUGUAUAGUGUAUUCUUUUGUGUUAUUCUAUAUCUCCAACAUGGCUGCCAUGAUGCCAUAUGCAAACCAUCAAUACAGGUAUGCCGUAGUAUUGUACAUCUUAAGGCAACCCAUUAUUCUACGAGGCCUUGGUUUUUCAUAAUCUCAUUAAUUUGCAAUCGUGCCAUAUUUUUAUUGUCUUUUGCUGAAAGGCAAGGCAGGUGGCAUAGGAGGCCUGACAUACUCAAUACUAAUGUUGUUAUACAGGGUGUAUACAAAAAACAGAACAGAUUUGAAAUUGCUCUCAAUUUUGAAAAAAAUAAUAGUUAUAGGACUAAACUAAAGCAAAUUGUCUGACAAUUUGUAUGUUAAAAACCCAACAAAUUUUCCAUCCAUUAACUCAAAAUACAGUUAAAGCUUUUAAAUUUUGUGCGCAAGCCAUUUUAGUUUGUUGAAAAAGAAACACUCCCCUGGUUUACAAAAUUUGAGUUCGAGUAUUUUUUAUUAUUGUAUAUUAUGGGUAUUCAAAGAAUCUAUAUAUACCGUAACAAAAAGUUGAUACCACCAGCUGUUUUGUGAAAUUGAGAACAAUUCAAGUCUCUUCAGUUUUUUUUAUAUGCCCUCUAUAAUGGUUCAUUCCAAAUAUGUCUUUUUGUCAUAUUUUGGUUGUCAUAUAUUUUGGUAAACAAAUAAUUUGCCAUGCAUGUUCCUCGUUAAAAUUUCGAUAUGGCAAUGAUGACUCACUUAUUUAAAUGUUGUGUUUGUCUUUUUGCAGGAUUUAUUAUAUUUAACAAUUAUUCACCGAAGGUGAGUUGAAUUAUUAGGGAAUAUUCACCGAGACAUGUACAAAGUCAAGGUGAAUAUUCCCCGAUAAUCACCGAGCCUGGGGCGAAUAAUCGUUUUAGUAUUUUUACACAAAUCUUUUGUGUUUUUUUUGGACUGAAUUUAUUUUAAUUUUGCUUAACAUUUCUUUAUCAGUGAUGGCUAGCUGCCAUUUUUCAAAUUUCAGUUUUGUUAUAUUUACCUGUAGGUGAAUGUAACAGCUUAAUAUAUAUGUCAAAUUUGACUAAUCAACUUGUAUGAUUUGUUAGAUCGAGUGAGGUCCUGUUGAGGCAAAGCGUAAACAAGUGUUCUUGUCUCAGCUUCAGUUAAAUAUGGAAGAAAACGCAAAUGGUGUGUAUGAGCCCUUGUUUCUCAAUGUCAAGGAUUUAAACAAAAACGAUGAAUUUGACAAGAACAUGUUAAGUGGGUACAGAUAUGAAGUAUUAGGUGGUACCCAUAAUUUUCUGGCCACAAAAGCUCUGGCUUCAAAACAUAAAAUAAGAUAAGAUAAGAUAAGAUAUGAUAAGAUAAGAUAUGCUUGGCUAUUUGCUGGACUGUCUGAUCAAGAAGCAUUGUCGGUUGCCACCAGAUACAACAAAACUGGACCAUUCAGGCAUAAAAUAUCUUUUCAAGAAGAGGUAAUGCAAUAGUCCAGGAAUUUAAAUAGAUAAAAUUUGAAACCCUUCAUUAUUACGAGACAAUUAUUUCACAGCUAUAAAUUGUAACAAUGUCAGGCAUUUGCUGGGAACCUUUGAUUGUUGGUGUGACAUACUGUAUGUUGUUCAUACAGUACAUGUCAUACAACUAAUUCAAAAAAGAUUGUCCUUAUUUGCAAACCUUACACUCUAAACCUUAAACUUUAAAUUCUAAGCCUGCAAAGCAUAAUGGGAGUAUCAUUUGAUCAGUUUAGAAAUCAUACAAUAUAUGGGGCCCAUUUCUAAGAGACAUGGUAAAUAUAUCCUUACAAGAACAAUUCAUUCACAAACAGGUGCACCCAUUAAGAUUUUAAGGUUUAAAAUAAGUUUUAGAGUUUAAGGUUUGCAAAGGACAACCUUUUCUGAAUUACAUAAUAGAUAGCUUAAGAUCUACGACGUCGACGUCAGCUAGGACGUCAGGGCUAUGCAGAGGACUGGGACUAGGAUGUCGUCCUAAUGUAGUCCCAGUCCUCUGCUUAGCCCUGACCUCCUAGCUGGCGUCGACGUCGUAGAUCUUAAGCUAUCUAUUAUAUAGUUGCUGCGGAGCGAGUGAGCCUGAAGCGAGCGAGCGUAGCAGCAGCCUAAUAUGUGCAGAGAGGGGGUUUUGAACUAAAUUUUGUUAAGCGCAUGGAAUUGUGGUCGUACGCGCUUUCUAUGUGCAGAACACAAAUUUAAAACUCGCUUGAGUCUUCGAAUUUUUAUCGAAUUUCUAAAGCUUUUUCAAGUCUAAUGUUACGCUUACAUUUGUUUUGAAAUUUGGCCACUGUCAGUUCUUUAUAACGUUUUGGUUUCUGAGUGUGAUAAAUAUGUGUAUAUAGUCUAUAUAAUGUGGUAAAUGCGCCUAGCAGUAAACAGACUUGAUAUGAAAUCUGAUCUUAAUUUACCUGUAUGUCAAUGAGACGCACAUGUUUAAUAUCUGUCACCUCUGAUUGCCCUUUAACCCCUGGUCUUUGCUACUUCAAUAUAUAUUGCUUCUUCUCAGUUCCAUUCACGGCUCACUAGUUGCUGGGAGUAAUCACUGUGCUUGAUAUAAUUUGUGCUGUUUACUGUAGUUCUAUUUGCUUUUAAUGCCCGCAGCAAUCCCUACCUUGCAGGUACCCUAGUUAUGAGAUAUGCCGUUCCGUAUGUUAGUAUAGUGGGCGUACUACAGUAGCAAGAAUUUUCAAAAUGGCAAAUUUAUUCAUUCUUUAGAUCGAUCUAGCUUAUCACCAGUUGCAAAUCCUAGGAACAAAAAACCAAGAUGGCGAGAUGUUGCCAAAUCCAACUUGGAGGGAGAGAUGCGCAUUAAUAUUAGGAAAGAACGUACAGUAUGUGACUGUGUUUACUUGGGUUGUCAAUUACAGGGUAGUUAAUGUGGGUUAUAUAGCCAUGUAAAUACUAUACUAAUAAAAUAUACAUACUUCUAUUCUGUUUAAUUUUCAGAAAAAGGCUUUGACGGAGAUAUGUGCUGUAGCUUCUCUACCAAAGAAUGGUUACAAGCUGUUUCAAGCUAUUUGCACAAAAUAUGAGAAAGGAAAGUUGAAAGAACAACAUGCUCUUCCGAAGGAUAUGAAGGGAAAGCCAAAAUUUAGGACAGUUUAUGUCAGCUGCCUUCAUGGUCUUGAUGUUGCUGACCGAAUUGAGCUUUUGAAAAAGGUAACAGCAAUUUAAAAUGACACAGUAACUACACUGCAAUGCUUGGCCUUGGAGUUCAAACUAAAUAUGUGAAAUUGAAGUGACAAUUGGUCACAGUAUAUCUUCAAGUCUACAGUACAUGUAUAUAAUAACACUUCCUGCAAAUUGGUUUACGUGUAGAUUUAGAAUCAAACACUUUCCAUUGUUUCCACUUUUCAGUGGAUGUCUGUUUUUGGAUUACUGCCGUGUGAUUGUCUGACUAGUGUGCAAAUUUAAACCUUUUAUUUGGAUGACUAAAAAAUGAUACAUAAUCACAGGGAUGGAUUUACUGGGUGUGUGUACCCCCUAGCUCUGGCCAGAGGGGGUGCAGGGGGGGUGCUAUUUUUCAUGAUGAAGCAAAAUAUAAUAGAGACAAAAUGAGAUACAGUAAUUUGAGCAAUAAAUGAUGACUAGCAAACUGUGAACAACAAUUACAAAUCUCUUAUUAAUAAUUCAUGAGUAAAUUAGCAAACCAUAUUUCUUUAUUUUAUUCACAUGAAUUUAAUACUGGAUACCUGAUGAAGAACGUUGAUGCAGUACUUGGAUUGGAUCAACAUUAAUUCAGUCCUAGGCCUGGAUCAAAAUUAUCUUGCCUCACUUUAAUUUGUGAUUUACUCGUAUGAGAUGUCAUUUCAGAUCCUCCAACUUGGACUGGACUAGAUUUCAGGUCCUAGCAUUUUGAUCCAGUCCUUGGCUUUACCUCGGACUAGGGAUGUGCCGGAUACUGUUUUGCCGGAUAGUACCGGAUAGUAGUCUACCAGAUACCGGUCAGGAGAAAAUGAUGACUGGAUACCGGAUAACAACCGGAUACUGGAUAAUAACCAGAUACUCCCAUACAAUAAUUUAUUAGAAACACAACAUUUUUAUAGGCUAGAUUAAUUAACUAGUCCAAUGUGGCAAUGUGUUUAAUACAAUAACAUCAAGAGUUUUUUGUCUCUUUGACCUAUUUGUCUUUACCAAGGCCAUAUCUUAUGAUUCACCUUACAUUGUUUACUGGCAUUCAGUAUAUAAAAUUCACUGCUGUUGGCGAACGAGCAGUUCACAUCACCAUCACGAAAAAAAUAUGUCGUAAUGCAGCGCACGCUCAGUAAUUGUUCGUGUUUCACAAUUUGUAAACGCCAAGUAAACUGUUCCGUUUCAUGGUUGUAACAAAAUAUCUUACAGCACUAUCCGGCAAAUUUAUACCGGAUACCGGAUAGUGCCGGAUGUCGAAAUUUUACCGGAUAUCAGAUACCAGUAUCCGGAUCCAGCACAUCCCUACCUCGGACUUCAUAAAAUUGCGGCACUUGAAAUCUAGUCCAGUCCUCAUAGUCGGAUUUGAAAUAUUACUUCAAAUACAGUAUGUUCAUGGGCACGGGCAGCACACAUGACUGACACAACUUGGCACCAGAGCUGGCAAGAACCCUCCCCCAACCUACCAGAUCAUGCUGGAUCCAUCCCUGCAUAAUCUAAAAUACCAACUUACUUGUAAUAGUGAUUUGAAGUAAUUACUGAUCAUGAAAGAUUAAAUUUUGUUCAGAAAUUUAACAAGUUCAAAUGCAAUCCGCAAAACUGGUGUGCAAGUACUAUUGUACUUUACUAAUUGUUUCAGGUUGCUGAGGGGGACAUCAGUCUGGAACAGCUGAAAGUCAUGGCGAAAGAGUUCAAGAUGAUCAGGCCAAUUCAAAAUACAAUUUCCUCAUUUGUUGGUAAAGAGUGGGGAAUUAUUGCAAGUCAACUUCCAGAAUAUACAAACCCAGAGCAAUUGUUUCGUUUUGCUGUAAGUAUAAUAGCUGCAACUAUAAUUGGCAAGUUAAACGACUCAUGAUGAUUUGAGUUGUUGGUAACUAAUUUCAGCUACAGUUUUUAGUUAGCCAUUUCCCAAAGUCCUGAGUCUAGUCACGCAAAUACCAUGUUGGAGGGGGACAAGAAAUAUGGCAGCAGAUGUUUAAAUUAAAUGUUUAAUAUAAAAACGAGAUGUUUCAUAUUUGGGCGUCUAAAAAGUUGAUUUUGAUAGUAGAUACUUCUACUCUUUCACAUAUUUGACGCCUACCACCAUAUAUUCUGUCCAUCCAAACGAUCCCAGAAUGCACUGUGUCACUGUGAUCUCUUUUGGGAAAAGGCUAAUUAUCCGUAAUUAUAUUUUUCAUUUAGGGAAAGGAUCCAACUAAUUGCUUUUUUAAAAGCUAUCUUCAACUAUUACGCGACAAACUUGAUGGUAACCAGAUUGUUAAAAUCCCUUCCCCUAACACCUUCUCAACUGAAAGCAGACAUCAAGGCAUCAUUUGCAGAUGCGAAGAUCCACUAGCUGUUGAACAAAGCAUGUGUGGUCGCAAGGAUACUGGGUUUGCACUGGCAAUGUACACCUUCUGUGGCAUAAAUGGAAAUGAGGUAACAGGCACAUAAUUAUCUAUUACCGGUAUUUCACUGAGCAACCAGUUAUUAAGUUCAUGGGAGGCUAGAAUUGAACACUUUAUAAACAUUUCAAAUAUCCAAAGGGGUUAUUGUUUGGAAAUCAAUCCUGCUGUCUAUUAUAAUAUAGAACCUGGGGCUUCAUUUGGAGAAAGUGUUCAAGUUGGUUGACCGAGUCAACUUUGCCACCCGUCAGACCUACAAUGUGAUUGUAGUUGGAACAGCUGAGGAUAUUGUUUCUGCAAAAGGAUGGAUAGCGAUAAACAGAGGCUCGAUUGCAGAGAUUGGGUACAUUUCCAGGAGCAAUGUCAAAAGUUCAGGUGUGUAUGGAAAUAGCUUAUUUGAAAACAUCAUUGAUAAUAUUUGAAAAUCGCUUAUUUGGAGAGCACCGCUUGAUCAAUCCAACCUUGCAGUAAUCACCUGAUAAACACUUUCUUGUCCUUCAUGCCACCCUCCAUUAAUAGGGAGCUUUAGCAGCGACUACGAGUACGAGAUUCGCCAAGCGAAACGCAUCCUGUAUGCUUACGCCAUCCUGUAUACUGACGCGAAGUCGUAGUCGUCGCCCAUCUGAGUACGAAAUUGUGGAGAAAUCUCAUAGUCCUCACCACGACUUUUCAAAAAAACAAAGAAACUUGGCUUUUUUGUUUUUCAAAAAUAAUUUGUUGCGUUUAUCCGGCGCAAAUAAUCUAUUAGUAUUAAAAAUCUGGCUUGUUUUUAAUAUUAUGGCGUAUUUGCACAUUUUGUAGGGGAUUUUGACCUGCAGGAGACCAAGUUUAUAUGAACUUUUUCUUUCGUUGUUUGUCUACUACUAUAAAAGCAACACUUCGACGGAAACGAGAACGACUACGGUGAUUUCAUCGCACACGAUCGAAUCUCGCAGUCGUACUCGUGGUUGCUGCUAAAGCUCCCUAAUAAAAAGUUGUAAGACGAUUGAUUCACACUUGAUGAGCAUUCCAGGUCAAAUUUGUAAUUAUGACCUGCCGAUACUUUCAUUACUGAAAGAGUAUAAUCUAAUAUGUUUGCUCGGUUUCAGGAGAUCUGAGAAUGAUAGAAUCUAUCGACAAUGCCUUCAUGGUGUACCAUGCAGCUGUUGGUGACCGAUUGUCACCAGAGCAUGUGAACUUCACAAAAGAAAAAUGUCCGUCCAACCUUGUUGAAGUACCUGACACUCACGUGAAUAAGCAAUAUUCCUUGUUGAAAAGAUUGAUAGAAAUGUUCAGUCGACAAGAUGACUGGAUAUUAGAUAUUAAUUCAGCACAAGGUACAGUAUAUAUAGCAAUGAGACCUAUGUGGUUUUUUCUGCAUCUUACUCGACUGAAAUUAAUGCAUAGAUUGUUUUUUAGAAUAAUUCUCAGACAAUGACAUUGCCACUGAAUUCAAAUGAUAAAAUCAUAUACCCAGUCACACCGUGUGUUUCUAUUUCAGCUACUGGAGUUGUUGCUGCGCUGAAAAGCAAGAGGAACGGUUUGUGUUUGGUUUCAUCUGAUGAUGAAGAAUUUGUGUGCAAACGGAAACUGAGUGAAUUAAUGAGGGAUAAGUAGGAGCAUUAAUCUCAGAACUCGUUCAUCGAUGUGCCAGGAACUCUGAUGUUGUACUGCAUAACGAUUAAAUAAGUUUUAUAUUUACAGUAAUAUAGUAACCUUUUAUUCAAAUCACUUGUUCAUUUACAUUGCGGGAUUAUUAUUAUACAAGGUUCAGAAAUUCUGACCCUCCUUUGUUGCAGAUAUAAACGUUUGCAUAUUUGAUUAUUUUGAUACACUUAGCUUGUUCAUUGGGGUGUCAUAAAUUCUGAACCUUUCAUGUUAAGGCUUUGCGUUUUGAGUGAGAUAUAUUGCGGGAUUAUUAUUAUGCAAGGUUCUGAAAUUCUGACCCUCCUUUGUUACAGAUAUAAACGUUUGCAUAUUUGACUAUUUCGAUAGACUUAUUCAUCGAGGUGUCAAAAAUUCUGACAACCUUUCAUGUUAAAGCUUUGAAUUUUGAGUGAGAUAUUGCGGAAUUAUUAUUAUACAAGGUUCAGAAAUUCUGACCCUCCUUUGUUGCAAAUAUAAACGUUUGCAUAUUUGAUUAUUUUGAUACACUUGUUCAUUGGGGUGUCAUAAAUUCUGAACCUUUCAUGUUAAGGUUUUGAAUUUUGAGUGAGAUAUUGCGGAAUUAUUAUUAUACAAGGUUCAGAAAUUCUGACCCUCCUUUGUUACAGAUAUAAACGUUUGCAUAUUUGACAUUUUCGUUGCAUAUUUGACUUUUUCAUUGCAUAUUUGACUUUUUCGUUCAUCGAGGUGUCAGAAAUUCUGAACCUUUCAUGUCAAGGCUUUGCAUUUUGAGUGAGAUAUUGCGGGAUUAUUAUUAUACAAGGUUCAGAAAUUCUGACCCCCCUCUGUUGCAGAUAUAAACGUUCGCAUAUUUGAUUAUUUUGAUACACUUGUUCAUUGGGGUGUCAGAAAUUCUGAACAUUUCAUGUAAAGGCUUUGAAUUUUGAGUGAGAUAUUGCGGAAUUAUUAUUAUACAAGGUUCAGAAAUUCUGACCCUCCUUUGUUACAGAUAUAAACGUUUGCAUAUUUGACAUUUUUGUUGCACUUGUUCAUCGAGGUGUCAGAAAUUCUGAACCUUUCAUGUUAAGGCUUUGAAUUUUGAGUGAGAUAUUGCGGAAUUAUUAUUUUUCAAGGUUCAGAAAUUUUGACCCUCUUUUGUUGCAGAUAUAAACGUUCGCAUAUUUGAUUAUUUUGAUACACUUGUUCAUUGGGGUGUCAGAAAUUCAGAACCUUUCAUGUUAAGGCUUUGCAUUUUGAGUGAGAUAGUGCGAAAUUAUUAUUAUACAAGGUUCAGAAAUUCUGACCCUCCUUUGUUACAGAUGUACGCGUUUGCUUAUUUGACUGUUUCGAUACACUUGUUCAUUGGGGUGUCAUAAAUUCUGAACCUUUCAUGUUAAGGCUUUGCAUUUUGAGUGAGAUAUUGCGGAAUUAUUAUUAUACAAGGUUCAGAAAUUCUGACCCUCCUUUGUUACCGUCACAGAUAUAAACGUUAGAAUAUGUGACUAUUUCGUUACAUUUAUUCAUUGGGGUGUCAGAAAUUCUGAACCUUUUAUUUUAAUUAAGGCUUUGCUUUUUGGGUUCAGAAAUUCUGAACCCUCCACGUUUAAGAAAUAUUGCUGUAAUGUAGUAUUUAUAACGUCCAGUCUCAGUAUUUAUUUAAUUUGUAAAGCAAUCGCAUGUACUGUAAUUUUGAAUUUCUCCAUUUUCAAUAAAAUUUCAUAUUUUUGUAGCAAAUGGUUAUAUUUCAUAACAACUCCGCAAGUACUAAAUCUUUAAGCAAAAAAUGUUGACGCUCCACAUUUUCCUGCUAUUUUCCUAUUUUUUUCGGGAAAAAAAAUACUUUGGAAAAGUCCAAUUUACUUUGGAACUUUACCUUGUCUGUACCAAGUCUCGAAUUGCCAAACGUAGCCAAACCAUCCCGCGUUUAGAAUUAAUAACUGGUCACAUGGCAGUUAACCUUGUAUCAAACGUAGAAACAGUACUUAGCAAUUCCCACGUGGAAACCUUCUUCUGGCUUGAUUCGAUCGACAGACGACCGUGGCCCUUUACUGGAUAAAGGGUAAAGGAGAUUAUCGUCAGUACGUGGCGAACCGUGUACGGAAAAUUCAGGAGUAUAGUCAAGUAAGAUAGGCCUACUCUGGGGCGGUAAAUCGCCUUAAAUCGCUGCGAUAUAAUGCGAUUUUAGGCGAUUUAAGGAAAAACUGAGACUUUCAAGCACUGCGAUUUAAUGCGAUUUUAGGCGAUUUAAGAAUUUUUUUUAAAUUUUAGGGAUUGCUAUUUAGGUGUUUUCAAAAAGGAAUUGAAUUUUAUAUUUUGCUCCGGUUUCCUCCCACAAGGCAAAAUUGGCAGGGUGGGUUAGGAUAUAAACACAGUUAGGAAAGUAAUAUCAUAUUCUCAUUGUUGUAAAGAUAAGUAGUCUAGGCUAACAUAAGUAAUCAUAGUACUUGAUGUAAUCGGUCACUGAAAAGCCUCAAUGUGGGGAGUGAGCUGAAUAAUAAUGUAAUGUUUCCACACUCAUAUAUGCAUUGUAUGAGGCAAAAUACAAUUUUUAGAACAUGUAUGUACAUUUUAUAUAAAGCUAGGUUAACUAAGUAUUGUAUUUAACCUGAUUCACAUACAAAGCUCAAUAUUCAUGAACUUUUCAUCCAUUCUCAAUUUAGAAGCCAUUGGGGUUCAUCUUGUGGGGUCAUGUGGUCAUUCAUGGCUACAUUAUAUACCACAAAUAUUGUAAACUGUUAAUAUACUCUACUUAAGGGGCAUGCACUAAACAUUUAUUAUAUUUUGCAAUUUUAACUCGACAUAAAUUAAUGAUAUUAAAGUUUAAGACAUGUGUAGUACACAUGUCUUAAACUUUAAUAUCACUAAUACAUGUGUAGUACACAUGUCUUAAACUUUAAUAUCACUAAUACAUGUGUAGUACACAUGUCUUAAACUUUAAUAUCAUUAAUUUAUGUCAAGUUAAAAUUGCAAAAUAUAAUAAAUAUUUGAUUUCCAAAAAACCCACAAGAGAAACACACAAUGUAUUUAUACAGUAUAUUAAACUGAAUAAGCUAUAUCCUAUAAAUUACCUUGUCACCCUUGUAAGUGAAAUUGUCUUGUUUUGUAUCAUGUCAAAAACUUCUUUAUUUAGCUUGCAUUUUAUUUAAACUGUUUCAAUCUCGUGCUUUCUUCAAGCUACAAACAUGUUUUAUAAAAUUUUUGAUAUCCAUAUCAUAUCCCAGUGCCAUAUCCAGAAACAUUAUCGUCACGCAUACUGGAGCUGUCGGCGUAAUGCCGUAAUGUUUAAAUUACAUGAAGUAUAUCGUAUAUAAAUGGUAGGAAUUCUAAUUUCUAAAUUAUUUUAAAAUUAAAAACAAAAUAAUACAGUAUUAAACAAAUGGCGCACUACAUCGUGGUUUUAGGUUCUGCAAACAAACAACAACAAAAGAUCUAUUGUAUGGUAUGUACGAUGUAAUCAUUGUUUUACUGUUUAUUGUAUAUACAGGUCUGGAAAAUUUAAUAGAUGAGAGUUGCAAAUCGUUCAUAACCUCACGUAUAUUUUUCGUUUGAUAGCCACUAUAGUUACAACUAGGAGCUAGAGUAUAACCAUGCACAUGUCGAAGUACAACCAUUGUAUACAAUUCAGUGCUCGAUGUUACAUGCAACAGUGCACAAAUUACAAGAUGACUUUAUUAUAUAAAUCAACACUCGUACUAAUUGACUUUCCUAGUCUCCUACUGUUGUUCUAAUUAACAGCAAUUAGGCUUUGAGAAGCCAUGUAGAUUAUAGAUUAAUUUGUAGCCCAGCCUCCAUAGUCCAUAUAAAUUGUAGUCCAGCCUCCAUUUACACCAAUAAUGAAAUUAACUCAUUCUGAUAACUAGCUCCAUUUUGUUGCUGGUAGUGUAUGGGAUCUAUGGGUCUUUCAGAUCCCAGAAUUACCUAAUUAUUGUAAAGUCUGCAUAAAGCAGAAAAAGGCUCUGUUUUUGUCAAUGACCGGUGCCUAUUGAGUGACCAAAUAUUGUCAGCCUAAUCCACUUAUUUGAUUGCUAAUUCAUGUUGCAUUACUUUUGAUUGCAAAGUACCUGGAUUACAUGAUUUGCCCGUAAAAUAGCAGCAAUUGAUAAACUUGAGUACAUGGACUGAAUGUAUCAAACAGAAUGCAUGUUGGCGAUUUUAAGCGAUUUUAGGUGAUUUUAGGCGAUUUAAGAGAAAUUCGACAAUUUUAAUCCGCGAUUUAAUGCGAUUUUAGGCGAUUUAAGGCGAUUUACCGCCCCAGAGUAGGCCUUAAGAAGGCAUCACUUACCAACAGCACAGAAACCUGCAGACGUGGGAAGUCGAGGCGAAGUUGUGGCAACUAAUCAACUGUGGAGAGAAAGCCCUACAUGGCUGAGAAAUCGUUCUGAAUGGCCUACAAACGUAACUUUAUAGGCAACCGCUGAAACAAGAGCUGAAGCCAAAGUGAAACAAGAAAUCUUAGCAGUAGCAACGGUUGAGAAAGACGAGUUUGACGAGUCGCUCGACAAAUUCAGCUUUGUUAAAGUCCUACGUAUUGGAGCAUGGAUACAGCGCUUCCUUGAUAACUGCAGAACGAAGCCCAAUGAGAGAAAGAGCGGUCCGAUCGAUACGGAAGAAAUUGAACGAGUGAAAUUGUGGUGGAUAAAGCGUGCUCAACUUCAAGCACAACAAGACGUACGAUUUGAAGCUGAUCAACUGCACUUAAGCCUUCAACCCAAUAACCGAGGGAUCUUAAAGUGUCGUGGUCGAAUAGUCGGGGAAUAUCCAAUUUACCUGCCUGACCAUCAUCCAUUCACCGCGUCAUUAGUCCACCACGCACACAUUUCAACCCUCCACGGCGGCGUUGGAAUGACAAUGGCGAAAGUAUGA